Molecule: messenger RNA, 1173 nt
Organism: Colletotrichum paranaense
Lineage: Eukaryota; Fungi; Ascomycota; Sordariomycetes; Glomerellales; Glomerellaceae
Product: pre-mRNA-splicing factor 38B
Exons: 2
Coding region: 1-1173 (390 amino acids)
Source: RefSeq, a predicted model, not a curated record
AUGUCAAGCCACGACAUGAUCACGGACGACUACGUCGCCGACUUGCUCGCCAAAGAGGCAGUCACGGGCAGGGCAGACAAGAAACCGGCAAAUAUGCCUAAACCAAACACUCGUUUCCUGCGCCACAUCAUCAAGGAUACGAAUACGCACAACAAGAAUCUCCUAGCCAAAGAGGCCGCAGAGUCUCGCGCGCGCUUGAAGGAUCUGGAACAUGCCGAGGAGAAGGAGAGGCGGAGAAAGGCAGGCCCACAGGAUAUUCGAAAGAGACAGAUGGGAGAUAUCCUAUCCAUCUUAGGAGACCGCAAGGACAUAGCCAGGCCCAGUCGAUCGGGAACGUCGAAAGAGAAGUCGCACAAGAAGGAAGGCUCGCCACCGCGGAGAGCACAUCACAAAGAACGCAGGAGCGAAUCUCCAGAACGCGAGAGCGCUAGGAAACACCGCCGGAGUAGAAGGGACGAAUCGGAUUCGGAGCGGGACGACCGUCGACGACACAAGAGCGAUCGGCGGAGGUCACGCUCACCAGACGAAAAGCACAGGAGGCACCGCCAUCGGUCGCCAAUCGAGGAUAGGGAGAAUGCGUCAAAGUCCCGGCGAAAUGAUAGGGAAAGGAGACGAGACGAAGAAGGACAGGAACUAAUGUCGAAGAGUCAUCGGUCACGCAGAGACCGGAGCCGGGAGAGGCCACAGUCAGGAUUCUCGAUCAAGGGCAGCAGCCGUCGCCGCGACGGAGGGCGAGUGCACGAGCAGGAGCCCCAGACGACAACGUCAGACUCGGAUCCGUUGGACGAAUUCAUUGGGCCGGAACCACCGCAGCAAGUCCGUUCGCGCGGCCGGGGCACCGCCAUGGGGGCCUCGGGUAUCGACAAACGCUUUGAAGCAGACUACAACCCCAAAAUUGACGUGGAGAUGGCCGACGACGACAAACAUCCGGGAGAGAACUGGGAUGACGCCGUGGAGGCGUUCAGGGACAGGCAGAAGUGGCGGCAGAACCAGGAGGAGCGGAUGCGGGCGGCCGGGUACACCGAUGUGAUGCUGAAGAAGUGGAGGGAGGGCGGUACGGCUGAUGAGCAGAAGGACGAGCGGGAUGUGCGGUGGGCCAAGGCCGGGGAGAAGCGCGAGUGGGAUCGCGGCAAGGAGGAUGGGUUAAGCGGAUUGUUUUCCGAGUUCAAUUGA